Molecule: messenger RNA, 3449 nt
Organism: Poecilia reticulata (guppy)
Lineage: Eukaryota; Metazoa; Chordata; Actinopteri; Cyprinodontiformes; Poeciliidae
Product: putative G-protein coupled receptor 149
Biological process (GO): neuropeptide signaling pathway
Cellular component (GO): neuron projection; plasma membrane
Molecular function (GO): neuropeptide binding; G protein-coupled receptor activity
Source: RefSeq, a predicted model, not a curated record
UUUUAAACGCCCAGGUUUCUCUUUCAUUAGUAUGCAGAUGUAGCAAAUUGCCUCUCGGCCAGCUUGCAGUGUCAGUAUUGGACUGACCCGAGAACAGACUCCUGCCAUAAAUGAAACAGCUGUCUAUUGCACCGGCUCCACGCUGGUAGUGGAGCUGCGUUAAUCUCCCUCCCCAAAUGACUGCCGUGAUAGGAAACGGUGAUGACGACAGCGCGUAAAUCGGCUGCUGGAAACCAGAGAGAUGCUCCGGUUACGCUGUGUGUGCGGUCAACACAAGUGCCUGCCUGCCCGCCUGCCUUCCUACCAGCCGACACGGUAAAACCAGCGGAACUCCACAUCCAGAGGACGGGGAGAGGUUUGGGUAGGCGCGCGUCCCCGGAUGGAUAGCAAAUAGGGAUGGUGCGCUUUCUGAUCUUCCUCGCACCGACACCACUGUGAUUUUUUAAAAUUUGUAUUAUUAUUAUUUUUUUUUAAACACGCUGCAAGUCAAACUUUACAAGCUGACCUGACUGUUUCUAACAGUCAAAACUAAAAAUCAACCAAAUAAAUAAUGUCAACGACGCACGAGACCUCCCCUGCGCCCAACCAGAGCCACCUCUCCACGGCAAGCUCGGACAAAGCGGACCCCUCCGGGAUGGAGAGACGGAUCCAGCUUCUCCUCUUCGGCUUGUGCGUAACCAUCGCCGCCGCCACCUUAGUUGGAGGCGUGUAUUCGCUCCUUUCGCUCCUCCGGAUGAGGAGGAAAACCUCGCUGUGUGUCAUAGUGGCUUCCAUGUCGGUGGACGACCUGCUCAGCGUGGUCCCCCUCUCCCUCUUCAUGCUCCUGCAGUGGGAGACCCGGCGGGGUGAGGGGUCUGGCGGUCUGUGCACUCUGUCCGGACUUCUUUACGUGUUCCAGGGGGUUUCCAGCAACAUGAAGGCGUGCCUCAUAGCAGCCUACACUUUUUAUGUCACCAAGAGAUUCGGCGUGCUCCAGUCCGUCCGCCGGCCGCUGAAAGUCAUGUGGGCUAUCGGCGGCGUGUGGGCGGUGAGCCUGACGGUGAGCGUGCUACCUUUGUGCGGAUGGGGCAGCUUCGCGCCGGCCUCUCUCGGCUGCUUCCCAAAGAGCGACAGCUUUUACACCCUGCUGCUCUUCUCGUUGUAUCUCCUGUGCUUCUGUGGCUUUCUGGGUUUCUUCAUUCCCCUCACGUAUCAGCUGCUGUGCUCCAGAGAGCCCCAGAGGACGCUACUCUACCCGAGCUAUCUGGGCAUGGCGAGGGGACUGAGCGGCUCCGCUCACCUCUGUGAGCUCCCGUCGUCGUUCUCCCGGGACAGUCUGGACAGAAGUUUCGGAACGUACAACGAGCUGAGCCCGAGUUCUUGCGGGACGGGGGUGAGGGAGAAGGAGGACAGCGGCCUUUCCCCUGUGUCCGCCGGCGGGCGUAGGGGGGCUUCCGUCGGAGAUACACCUGUUGUGUUCGCGCAGAAGCGCUUCUCCAUGAUUCUGGCGGUUCUUCGAGUCAUUUUAUGGAUGCCGAUGAUGACUUUGGUCCUCAUACGGCAUGCGGUGAAUGCACGCAGCUCUUCUCUGGAGACCCUGAGCUUCUUUCUCACUCUGCUUGCACCUGCGGUCACUCCCCUGUUCGUGCUGUCGGAGCGCUGGAUCCAUAUGCCGUGUGGCUGCUUCAUUAACUGCAAGCGGGAUCCGGCACAGGAGCCUUCAGAGAUGAAAAGAAGAUUUGAGUUCAGCCUUUCCUUUCAGCAAGGCUACGGAGUCUAUAAGCUGUCGCAUGCCACCAAGUCUCUAAGCAGCCCUCCUACAGAAAAACCCACUUAUCACAGCCUUUUUAACUGUGACUUCCCAAAUGCACGCGUCGACGUGCUGGAAACCGGCGGGCUCUCUAGAUUGGGCCCCACUUUCGAUUUCAGCACCCCGCUGCCGGCGGACAGCUCGUCUCACGCCGGUCUCUUCUUGGAGGCCGGCGUAGGGGAGCCGCUGGCCGAUCAUCCCGCUCUGCCCCACGUCAACCACAGGGAUGAAGAGGAAUUCCACUGUGUCCCCUCGCUGCCUUCCCACCUGCGGGAAAAGGAUCACGCCCUGAACGACUCAUCGUCGGUUUUCGAUGGACCGGAGAGGAGGCUCUCACACGAGGAGUGCAGGAAAAUCGAGCUGACGGACUGGGAGUGGUGCCGAAGUAAAUCAGAGAGAACGCCCAGACAGAGGUCAUCGGCCGGUCUUUCUAUACCUCUGUGUGCCUUUCAGGGCACUGUGUCUCUCCAGGCACCUACAGGCAAGACGCUCUCUCUUUCCACCUAUGAGGUCAGCAGCGACGGCCUCAAGAUCUCCCCGAACAACGCCAAAAAGGUGGAAGUGUAUCGCUCCAAGUCCGUCGGCCACGAACCCAGCGCAGACGACCCAGCAUCUGGAUCCCAUGCCGAGGACACCAACGUCAGCUGCGUCGGCAUGGAGAUCGGCAUGGGGAUGGGCAUAGGAGCUGGCGUGGGAGACACCAACGUUAAAAUCCACCUGGAGGUCUUGGAAAUCUGCGACAACGAGGAGGCCCUGGACAGCGUCUCCAUCGUCUCCAACAUCAGCCAGUCCUCGACGCACGCCCGCUCGCCGUCGCUGCGCUACUCCCGGCGGGAGAACCGCUUCGUUUCGUGCGACCUGGCCGAGACCGCAUCCUACUCCCUGCUCAUCCCCAGCGGCGGCAACGCCGAGGCAGAGACCAUCAAUAUCACUAUUCCUGACACGGUGGAAGCCCACCGGCAGAACAGCCGGCGGCAGACGCAGGAGAGCUCAGGGUAUCACGAGGAUAUUCAGCUACUUAAUGAGGCUUACAGAAAGCAGGCAGGCGAGGGGGAAGAGUGAGAUAUGUACACAAUAACAAAGGAGGGGCCUCUCAGGGGGAGGCUGAAACAGCAACUCAGGCAGUAAAGUCAUGAAGACAAAUAUCCUAAUCAUUUCACAUCUUUUUUUUUUUCUUUACGACCACAGCUUUAGCAGAGUUUAGAGGUGAUGUGAACAGAGACUCAUAGUGUUGUAAUAGCCUCUUCGCUUACUCCUGUGUUUCUUCUUCUAAGGUGAAAGCACAUACAUAUUUUAUGUGUAAACUAAAUGGAGAAAUGUAAGCCUGCAAAGAAAAAGGCAUUUUAAAAGUAUUCAUACAGUUCAAACUUUUUCACAUCUUGUCUGAAACCACAUCUCUCCCAAGUGACAAACCGUAUUAUGACUUUAAAAAGUAUUGGACGUAAUUUAGGUGGCAGAGGUGUGUGUGUUUUGAUCUCGAUCCGAUACAAAUUAAAUACAGGGCAAGUAUCGCCGAUACCAAUAGUUUUUAUUUUCUGAAGGUUUAUAUAUCAUCAAGCCUCUGACCUUUAGGCGUUUUUGUGGAUUUCCUUUGAAUUAUUUUAUUAAGGCAGUGUAAUGUAAAAUCAACUUUUUUGAGCUUUACAUCAUGUUAUAAUGU